ACUGCUGAAGAAGCGCUGUGAAAGCUACGAGGAACUGAAGAAGGAAGUGGAAGAGCAACUUCAAAUUCACCAAAAACUUCAAGAUAACUUACUAGCUGGUUUUCUUGUGGGUUUUGUGAUUAUGGUUCUCAUUUGUAUGCUGCCAAGAACAUUGUUAGCUUCUGGAUAAUUGUUCCAUUAACUGCAAAGACUAUGAGCUAUAUUAAAAAGAGAAGGACAUGAUACUAAAGUAAACUAGUUGGCAUCAUAAAGCGGUAUUUCAUGACUGUCUAUUUCUUGAAGCCAGUGUAAUGAAAAGAUAUUAUCAACCGUGGUACUUUGAUAAAAGCAAGAGUAUUAGUUAAGCCAAUCACAACGAGAACCAACGGGCAAAUGAAUUCGAAUCAGAGCGAUCAUCAGGCAAAACUCGUGUUGCCGUCGCUCCGCACGAGGUCUAUAGGCCUCAGUUCUCUCUCCCCCCCUGCCCCCCACCCCGUGCUUGGUCCUUAGGCCUAAGCACUAGCUCCGAUCCCGGAAACUUUGUCCAACAUUCGUUAUGCAUAUCAAUUACUUGGAUAAAUGAUAAUUACCGUAAAGGUAACAAUUUCUGAAAUUCAAACGCACACGAUCUAUCAAUGUACAAAAAAGAAGACAAAAAAACGCGAACUAACUCGAUGAAAUAAAUAAAUGUAAAUUUUAUUAUCAUCAAUAAAGGUAACUAGCUAUUACUAUUUUGAGUUGUACUAACAAUUCUCUUACUGUUCGGUACAACUCCAAAUUGUAAUAGUCGAUAAAACAGCUUCCAAAUGGUUUUAGAGGCGAAGAGACAGUAAGAAACAACAAAAAAAACACAAGGUAAGUCAUUUUUAUUUCUAUUUUUGCCAAAAAAUGGAAUUUAGGAUGUAUUUGUUUAUUUUCAUACAUUCUCUUGUACAUCAAAAGUCCAAACGAGUUGCUGAGAGAAGGUAAUAUGAUUGGCAACUGUAUGAGAUGUCAGUUCGGCUUCGUCAGACCAGAUCUCCAUAAGUUCUUUUUUUAAUUCUCUUUUUUCAUUUUCUUAUGACAACGUUAUUGUAAUUAGGUGUAUGCUGGCCGAAACUUACUGGCAUGCUCCGAGAAAUUUUCCAUCCGCCUGCAGCCAAACCCCACUUUCAGAAAUUUUCAUCAGAGAAUCAGGCUUGGAAAAUUGGACCGAUUGGGAGGCUCACUUUUUGCGAUGAUUUUUUUUUCUGGACAGGAAGUUUUUUUUAGCAUAAAGUAAAGUAGCCUUGGUUAAAUGGAAAUUUAAUUUAAACAUCAAAAACGAAAUUUAAAUUCAUUUAUAUACUAUAACCUUAAAUUCUUGCGGACUCAAGAUGUCACCGCGCGAAUUUUUGCCGGCUGUUUAAAUCCGGCCGUCACAGAUCCUUCAGUACCACCCGUUUCUGUCCUUUCCAUCUAAUGUAUUAUAAUUGUUUACUUGCACGAAAAGAUGAGACAUGAACAAAUAUAAAACAAAAAAGAGGAACAGAGAAAAAUACUACAUCGCUCUCUCAAACUUGACAGGCAGUCAUCACUGAUCGAGUGCCAGACUGAAAAGAUGCAUUCUUAAUUUGAGACAAAUUGAAUGGUCUUCUUGGAAGCAUUUCAGUGGCGAACCUUCUCUGCAUCUGGUGGCAGAUUUUUCUUUCGAUAGGAGAGGCAGGAAACUACCCUAUGAUCUAUCCUCCCUUCAUGUCUUUUAAAAUAUGGGUCAGUUGUUGGCGAAAUUCAAGAUUUGGCGUGAAAAAAAUCAGUCGUGGCACGAGACGACAGUACAAGGUAUAUAUUUAGCUUUAUCGGUCCGUUUACUGUGCGAACCAGAACAAUUCUUUCAAAUAUUUUUAUCCCCCUGGCAAGUUAUAAUCUUAAGCGAUACUUGCGUGUGACGAAAAUUCAAUUUUACAACAUAAAUUGCCGAGUGGGGACUUUACGUAGAAAGAGGUGUUUCAGUACUUUUAUUAUUAGUUCAUCGUCUUUUCGAGUAUUCUCUCCGUGAUUGAAUUUUGAUAUUGCACCAAAAAAAAACAUAGCACGUAUCCUUUUCUGUACCAGUUUAUAAAUUAAGAACUAACGAGCCUAACUGAUGAUCCAUGAUGCGAAUUUUUACUUACAGCUUCACCAAAAUGCACAACACAUUUAGAGCAAAGGUUCAGUGAUGUGCAAACAGAGAGGCCUGAGGCCGGGCAACAGUCUGUUGUCGAAUUAUUCAAGAAAUUGGAGCUAUUUGAGGUUACCUUAGAAAAACAACAAAAAAUUCUUCAGGAGCACAAUAUCAAGAUCAAAGAGAUGAAAGANAUCUGGUGGCAGAUUUUUCUUUCGAUAGGAGAGGCAGGAAACUACCCUAUGAUCUAUCCUCCCUUCAUGUCUUUUAAAAUAUGGGUCAGUUGUUGGCGAAAUUCAAGAUUUGGCGUAAAAAAAAUCAGUCGUGGCACGAGACGACAGUACAAGGUAUAUAUUUAGCUUUAUCGGUCCGUUUACUGUGCGAACCAGAACAAUUCUUUCAAAUAUUUUUAUCCCCCUGGCAAGUUAUAAUCUUAAGCGAUACUUGUGUGUGACGAAAAUUCAAUUUUGCAACAUAAAUUGCCGAGUGGGGACUUUACGUAGAAAGAGGUGUUUCAGUACUUUUAUUAUUAGUUCAUCGUCUUUUCGAGUAUUCUCUCCGUGAUUGAAUUUUGAUAUUGCACCAAAAAAAAACAUAGCACGUAUCCUUUUCUGUACCAGUUUAUAAAUUAAGAACUAACGAGCCUAACUGAUGAUCCAUGAUGCGAAUUUUUACUUACAGCUUCACCAAAAUGCACAACACAUUUAGAGCAAAGGUUCAGUGAUGUGCAAACAGAGAGGCCUGAGGCCGGGCAACAGUCUGUUGUCGAAUUAUUCAAGAAAUUGGAGCUAUUUGAGGUUACCUUAGAAAAACAACAAAAAAUUCUUCAGGAGCACAAUAUCAAGAUCAAAGAGAUGAAAGAUGCGGUUGCCAAGGUAGACAGAGGCAUUCAAGUAGAUAUAGGUAAACCACUGAGCGUCUUUUUAUAGUGAAAUAACUCGGCGUUAACCAAUUCUCCUCUGUGUGGAGAGGCUUAUACGUCUUCAAAUAUAAUUGUAAAAGUGAGCAGAAUUUUAAGGGACCUUUAACCUUACGUGGUGCCCUAGGAGGAACUACCCGCGUUUGUUGUGCUGCUGCACUUAGCCGCACGUGAUGCGUUGCACGUGUUGUUUACUUGUAUUGUAACAAUUUUACGCCAAAUUUAAGCCUUCAGCAGCUGCUUCGGUAUAUCGUUAUAUCGCCAGGAGCCCAUGGGCUGCUGAUAUCGCUUAUCAUUUAUACAAGUUUAAGUAACUUCUCUUAGGCGUCUACAAUUUGAAGGUAAAAUCCUUCCGAUUGCAAUCUUUUUGUUGUUUUUUUUCCGUUGUAGGGGAUCUGUUAACGGACCUGCACCUCCUUCUUUAAGGACAGUUUUCCUAGUCCCAAAGAUACCUGUGUAAACUUCAUAUUAUCCCUACCUCCCAAAUAAGGACACCUAUUUAUUGCGAACACUUGGUUUCUUCCUUGUCAGGUCCGUAAUAUAAAGAGACAUCACGAGACUGCGUGACUGAAGGGAGCGAGAGGAAUGAACGAAAGAGUCUUCCCUCCUUCAAAUCUCACCCUCAUAACCACCCGCUUAGAAAUACGUCUCGGUUAUUCGCAGUUCGCUAUAGGGGGUUCAGAGGGAAUCCAAGACAGUCUUGGAUUCUGGAUUCCAUACCGUGGAUUCCAGAUUCCAGGUACUGGAUUCCAGUCUUUGUCAGUGGAACUUGCAUUCUGGAUUCCAAUCGUUAAUGGGAUUCCGGAUUCCUUGAGCUGUAUUCCGGAUUCCAAAGCCCAAGAUUCCAGAUUCCACGCGUAAGAUUUCCCAGAUUUCGGAUUCCACAAGCAAAAGUUUCCCAGAUUCCAGAAUCCGGAUUCCCCUCUCCUACUUGUAAAUUACCAGCUAACGUUGCCUUCUAGAUCUGGAAGCUAGGAUUUUUUGCUGUGGGUAAAUAAAAAUCGUUUUCUCAGUAUUAAUUUAUUACUUUUUUAUAUUUCCAAAGGUCAAUGGGUGGAGGCUUUGCAGCUAAAACUCAAUGGAUGUGAAUUGCGGUUAAAUGAGCAAGGUGAAAAUCAACGAAAAAUGAAGAAAGAAUUAGAAGAGCAGGCCCAAAUCCAACAAAACCUACAAGAAAAUUUGAUGGCCGGUGUCAUUGUUAAUUUUAUGAUAAUGGUGGUGAUAUGUAUGCUGCCAAGAGCACUGCUCACUUCUAUGUAA
This is a messenger RNA of Porites evermanni, 4280 nucleotides long. NCBI's taxonomy places the organism in Eukaryota, Metazoa, Cnidaria, Anthozoa, Scleractinia, Poritidae. The record is from the annotation of a GenBank genome assembly.